Dermacentor andersoni is the source of this 621-nucleotide messenger RNA. RefSeq names its product hemoglobin subunit alpha-D-like. Lineage: Eukaryota; Metazoa; Arthropoda; Arachnida; Ixodida; Ixodidae. The record is from RefSeq and is a predicted model, not a curated record. Gene Ontology annotation, molecular function: heme binding; oxygen binding.
AGUAGCAGACAGGCCUCCAGCUCACGCCGUACGUCCACCGUCCACUCCUGCUGGCCAGCCUCGGGCGCGAAGAACGAAGCAGCCAUGGGUAACGCGCAACGCAAGACCGGCGAGAUACCGGACGAGAUGACGGGCCUUACCGAGAACCAGAAGAAGCUGGUCCAGGCAACGUGGCGUAGCUUCACCAGCCACAACCGCGAGUACGGCCCACUCGUCUUCCUGUCCUUGUUCGUCAAGCAUCCCGAGUAUCUGCGUAUGUUUCGCAACUUCCGCAGCAAGAGCGUGUCCCAGCUCAAAGACGACCCGAUAUUCCGUGCCCACGGCUGCUCCAUCGGCUACCACGUGACCUCCAUGGUGGAGAGCCUCGGGGAUCCGGCCGCCUUAGAGGUUCUGGUGCGCCGCAACGCAACCGAGCACCUUCGCCGCAAGGGCGUCAAGCCGUACCACUUCGAGAUACUGGGCCAGUGCCUGGUGGACGUCCUCCAGGCAAGGGAAGAGCGCCUGAUGACGCCAGAAGCCAUAGAAGGCUGGGGAAAGUUCCUCGCGGUGAGCUUGCGUGUGAACGCGUUGCAGUCUCACGUCUUUUUUAUAAAAAAUUCGACAGAACCCUUCUCACGAUGA